Molecule: messenger RNA, 3533 nt
Organism: Dendronephthya gigantea
Lineage: Eukaryota; Metazoa; Cnidaria; Anthozoa; Malacalcyonacea; Nephtheidae
Product: HEAT repeat-containing protein 6-like
Exons: 20
Coding region: 29-3511 (1160 amino acids)
Molecular function (GO): protein binding
Source: RefSeq, a predicted model, not a curated record
CAAAACAACAACAAUAAUUUGAAAACACAUGGCAGAAGAAAGAAAGAGACAAUGGCGUGAAAGUUUGCAUAAUUUUUUAUCAUUUAGCGAUGUUUCUGAGCGAGAAAGCCGUACGAAUGUCAAUGUUGUAUUAGAUCGACUAAAUGCUGAGGAAGACCCGGAAAUUUUUUUAAAAGAUCCUUUUGAAAUUUCACAGCUUAUCAACAAAGGAUGCAACCUAAUUCCUGUUGAUAAAAAGAAUGGCUUUCUUCUUUCAAAAUUCUUCCAGUUGGUUGAUAGAGUAUUGUCAAAGCAGAGUAUAACUUUAGAUGAAAGGAUAUUGAGCUGUCUACUUCAACAUGUAAUCAACUCAACAAGAUGCUGUUUAAAUGUCUCUGUUUAUGACAACUUGAAAUUGAUCAGCAAACUGUUGUAUGAAAGUGGUUCUAAAUGUCAAAAGUUUUAUACAGAACUUUUGGGAACUAAACCACAAGGCAUUCUCCUGGAAUGCACUUCAAGUAAGAACUUGGACAUUGAGACUAGAAAAGCUGCAAUCAUUUGUAUUGGAAACCUUUGUGUCAAAGAUUCAAAUGGUUCAAUAAUUGCUGAAAGUUAUGGAGAAAUUGCACUAUUGACGAUCCUGAAUGUUUUACAAAUGCCACCAAGAAAAGAUGUCGUCAGGAUAGAACAUUGUAAAUUAAUAAACUUGUGUUUAAAAUCAAUUCAAGAUAUUCUUCCUUCUGUAAGAACUUUGUUGAAACGCCAUCUUGGCCAAUUACUAUUGACAAUUAAGAAUUACAUAUUUUAUGGAUUCCCUGGCUAUGAAGUUCCAUUUCCAAACAUUGUUGCCUCUGGUACUACUUCAUCUAAGGAAUCAUCUUCAGACAUGGAACCUGAUGAUUUAUCUCUACUAAAAGUCUCACUGAAUCCUGUUAAAGAGCGCGCCUUCCCCGCUAGAGGCGCCUUGAAAAAAAAGUCCAGACAAAAACGGGGAAGGCGUCAAAAGAACGGCAAACAAACGGAGGAUUUUGACACAGAUCAAAACUUUUCACCUGGAAGAAGUCGCGCGGGAAAGGGGGCGGAACAUGCGGGGAACUCGCGUGGCCGUCACGAAACUAAAGACGCAGCUGGUCAUGAUACUUCAACGGUUUCAUCGUGGCGGGACAGGGCACCCGAGCAGAACUGGCGACUUGAUGAUUCUAUGAACGCAAAGUGGGUCAAUCCCACCUCUAGUUCCGAAUCUGAAUUCUCGGAUUCUGAGACGGGCCAAGUUCGUAGACUCAGGUCAGCUAAAACUCGAGUGAGAAACACGUCUUUGGUAUGUUUGCAAUAUGUGAUCAAGAAUUCCGACAGGAAAGAUUUGUUUGGUUUUUGGUCCAGUUUUAUCUCGGAUGAUAGCGAGGCACUCCAGUGGUCACUAUUUACCAUCAUUCAAAAUGAUGACAAUAUUAAGAAUCGUAUCGGAGCAAUUUCUGUUCUAAUGGACCUCCUUGAUGGAUCAAAACCAUUUCUCGCCGCAGCUGACGACAAUGUUGUACACCAGUCGUCUUCAUCUCGCUCGUUCACGCCGUUCUCGUUCCGUCUUGGUUUCAUGAUCCACGAACUUCAUCGUCUGUUGGAUUGUAUUCCCACUGAGAGCUCAAACGUUGUGCAAUGUCAACUCGUGAAGUGUUUGGCUUUGUUGGUUCUAAACUGCCCAUACCAUAAGCUUCAACACGGCUUGCUGUCAAGAAUUGUUGCAACGAUUCGACCAUUAUUGAGGGAGAACGAUACUUCGUUAAAACAAGCCUGUCUUGUUUGUCUCAGCGCUGUGCUGACAGUAAAUGCUCCCCUCGCUGAAGUCGUUGAAACAAUGCAAGAAACACGAACAUUUCCUGUACAAGAACAUUUUUUCGAGUCUUCAAAACAUUCAGUCAAAACUUCAGAACCUUCUCCGCCCAUGCCCGACGAUGCACCGACGACGACCGACUCCGAAAGCUCGUUUCCUUGGCUUAUCUACGAGUGUUUUAACAUUCUGCAAAGUGAAGAUGCGUCAAGUCUUGAAGAAACCGUUUCUGUUGAUGCUGUGUCCACGACCCGCUCUGAGGCUGUACUCUUGUUAAUAGUCUUUGUCCGCAAUUAUUUUCAUCUUUUGAGUCCAGUAGUGAGACAGAUCAGUCUCGUGGCGCGGGAAUGUCUUCAGCACAGCAGUUCAACAAUUAAAGUGAACGCGAUGAAAUUACUCCAGGAACUCAGUCGAGUGAUGUAUCAAGAAUUCUCUCCUUCCUUUGCGGAGGACGGUGCAGCAGUUGGUCGUGAUUUUUGGUUGAAACUUCUUGAAGGUAAUAUUGUAAAGAUCUUGCAAUCCAAAGACCCGCUGGAAAGCAAAAUUAGGUCGGCAGCCUGCGAUUGUCUUUCUGAUAUUGGAGCUGGAAUCUUUGAACGAUUGACGUUUGACAAGAAAGUUUUGAUCGUCACGCUUCUUAUUGGGCUGGUCAAUGAUGAGGAUGCUUAUGUCAGGGCAGCAUCAAUACGUUGUCUUGGUGUGUUUGUGUUGUAUCCAGUUCUAAGGGAAGACACAGUGUUCGUUACAGACACAGCCAAUGCAGCUCUGAACGGUCUCAAUGAUUCCGUUCUGUUGGUAAGAAUGCGAGCUGCCUGGACCCUAGCCAAUCUCAGCGAUGCUUUAGUUAUCAACAAGAAUAUAGACGAAUCGACGUUUGUUUAUGAAUUCUCAGAAAAUCUGUUGUUACGAUUGAUCAAUGCCUCGUUGAAAGCCAGCGAAGACAGUGAGAAAGUCCGAUGCAAUAUUGUACGAACUUUGGGAAAUUUAGCGAAAUAUCUCAGCAAGGAAAAUGUCGAAAAGCAGGUGUUCCUGGCUGCAGUCGAAAAGAAAUUUGAAGUUCUGUCAAAAUGUAUUUUGAAUGGGCAGAUGAAGACGCGAUGGAAUGCGUGUUACGCCGCUGGCAAUGUGUACAGUAACCUCAGCUUACCCAACGGUCAAACAUCAGCAUCGAUUCAGAUGCAAGAUGCUCUUCUCUUUGUCGUAAACAGCUGUAAGAACUUUAAGGUUCGUAUCAACGCUGUCAAUGCUUUGGCAGUUCCGUCUUUACGAGGUUGUUAUGGAGACGAGAUACAAUUUGCGAAAGUGUGGCGUUGUCUUGUGGAAACACUCUCGAUAACCAAAGAUAUUUCUGAUUUCUCUGAGUUCAAAUAUCGCGACAACCUGAGAGAACAGAUUUGUAAAACAAUCUGUCAUUUGGUGUCGCUAACUGAAGUGGGCGACUUGCAGCACAUUCUUCCUGCAAUUCAGCUGUACCAAGACGACCUGACUGAACAACUUACAAACUUCUAUCAAAAACAGUUAAAGCAAAAUGAAGUAUCCAACGUGUUGGAUGAUGAAACGACGGAACAGAAAAGCACAAAUGAAUUCUUUCUUCUCGCUUUUAAACACAUCAUGGCCAUGCCAGGAGAAGCUCGGAUCAUACAAAAUAUUUAUAUCGAAGCAAAAAGCUGCGCGGAGAACGCUUUAACAGACGAGUUAACAAUCUAACUUCAAACAUGCAUUUCGCAUU